UCACGAAACAAAACGACUCGUGGCUUCGGCAAACAUCGUCAUCUUUCGGCAAACAUCGUCAGCUUUCGGCAAACAUCGUCAUCUAGUCGUCAUAGAGACUCUCGGUCAAGGAUGGAGGAAGAGGCACGCAAGCUGCUGGAGGAAGGAAUAAUAAAGAAACUGAUCAGUCCUGGUAAAGGAGAGCUAUCGACCUUUCCCAAUGGAACCAAGGUGGUCUUCCACUACCGCACCAGCCAGUGCGAUGGCACAAUGCUGGAUGACUCCAGAACCAUGGGGGGCCGCAGCAAACCCAUGGAGCUCAUCAUGGGCAAGAAGUUUAAACUGGCUGUGUGGGAGAGAGUGGUCAUCACCAUGAAACAAGGAGAAAUUGCAGAAUUUACCUGUGACAAUAAGCACACAGCACUAUACCCGCUCGUUUCCCAGUCCCUGAGAAACAUCAGUGCCGGUAAGGACCCCCUGGAAGGCCAGAGGCAUUGCUGCGGCAUUGCCCAGAUCCACUCACACCACUCCCUAGGGCACAAGGACCUGGAUCAGCUUCAGGCCAAUCCACAGCCUCUUGUCUUCACCAUCGAGUUGCAGGAGGUUCUGUGUCCAGGAUCGUUCCAGCUUGACGUGUGGGCCAUGACAGACGAAGAGAAACUCCAGCUCGUUCCUCAGAUCCACGAGGAGGGCAACAUGCUUUUCAAAAAGGGCCAAAUUAAGGAUGCCACAGAGAAAUACUACAAUGGCAUUGCCUGCCUCAAAAAUCUACAGAUGAAGGAGCACCCUGGAGACGAAGUAUGGGUGAAGUUGGACCAUAUGAUCACGCCACUGCUCCUCAACUACUGCCAGUGCAAGUUACUCCAGGGCCAGUACUACGAAGUCAUCGAACACUGCUCAUCCAUAGUCUUCAAAUAUGAAGACAAUGUGAAGGCCUUCUACAAGCGAGCUAAGGCCCACGCUGCAGUGUGGAACGAGGUAGAGGCAAAGGCGGACUUUGAUAAGGUGUUGGAGCUGGACCCUUCUCUGGGGCCGUCUGUUGCCAAGGAGCUGAAAGCCAUGGAGGAGAGGAUCCGCACCAAAGAGAAGGAGGAAAAGGGUCGCUACAAAGGCCUAUUCAACUACAACGCACCACCUGCCACUGCCACUACAGGUUGAAUCUCACAGUGGGUUGGAACAAGAGGAUGCCUGUGAAUUUCAAGAUGGAGGAGAAACGACACUGACUGGUGUUUUAGUUUUUAUCCAUGCACCCAAACCAAACACUCUGCCACCCUGCCCUCCUUGGCACACGCAGACAUACUCUGACACAAUGUCAGGUCAUACACACAAAAUCACGCAUAUAUACUUAGGUGCGAUUUGCAUUCCUGCCUUAAUCCCUCGCUCUCUAAAGGUAAAAAUCUGUCUUUCAUUAGGACAUGCUGACAUUAUUAGCUUGACUUUAAUGAAAGUCCAAAGUCCCACAGAAACCAUGUGUACUGGCCAACAGCAUCAUUAUUUCAGAGCACCACGAUUUUCAGUCUAAGAUAACUUCUCUUUACUUAGCCUGUUAUGGCUUCAGAAAUGUCAACACUCUUAGUAAAUAACUUGCUCUCAGUAAUGGGCUGCUACCUACAGAAUGUUAUCCAUAGCAACACUUUUCACCAGAUUUGCUUUAGAGAUUUUUUUUUAAUUAUUAUUUAAUGAUGAAUUUGUCAGCUGUUUGUGGAGCGUCACUGUAUUGCAAUUUAUAUAGCGAACACCAAUUUGCCACAGUAUUAGAAACAAUUAGUUUAAGCAUUUUAUGUUGUCUUGCUUUCUCUGAAAUAUGUGCAGAGCUGUUGGAUAGUCCUAGAGUUACUCUUAAUUGUACCCAACAAGGAUUCCAGAUAGAAAUGCCCUCUCCUGAGAAAACCAAGGAAUACUUUUUUUUUUUGCACAAGGGACAUCAUGUACUCACAUGCACACCUCUGCCUUGCACCGCCAGACCCCCUCUUCUACCUUGGUCACAGCGGAAGCGCUGGAAUAAGCAGGAUAAUAAGCAGGAGACCAGUAUCUCCUGGUAGAUGCGACUGGCAAACCGAGCUGUCUGUGACAAUCAUUAUAUAACACACGUGGACUUGUGUUAUCUUUGCUUUCUCCUAUGUACUUAUUUCAUAUAUGUAAGACCUAUACUAGUAUAUUAUUUUUGUCAAGAUGUACUCACUAUCUCCGUCACUUGCUUACAAAAAGCUACUCAUUACUCUUCAUGUGAAGCAGCAGGUCGUUAGCCCGACCUGUCUGAAGUGAGAUGUUAUUGAGGUUGUGAUUAUGUAACUGAAAAUAAAUUUGUGUUAAUCCCCA
Sebastes umbrosus (honeycomb rockfish) is the source of this 2298-nucleotide messenger RNA. RefSeq names its product aryl hydrocarbon receptor interacting protein (gene aip). Gene Ontology annotation, molecular function: protein binding; peptidyl-prolyl cis-trans isomerase activity. Bases 112 to 1137 code for a protein of 341 amino acids. Lineage: Eukaryota; Metazoa; Chordata; Actinopteri; Perciformes; Sebastidae. The transcript is spliced from 7 exons. The record is from RefSeq and is a predicted model, not a curated record.